Messenger RNA from Poecile atricapillus (Black-capped chickadee), 1951 nucleotides. It is a transcript of the gene RABGGTB, whose product is annotated as Rab geranylgeranyltransferase subunit beta. Gene Ontology annotation, cellular component: Rab-protein geranylgeranyltransferase complex. Lineage: Eukaryota; Metazoa; Chordata; Aves; Passeriformes; Paridae. The record is from RefSeq and is a predicted model, not a curated record. The transcript is spliced from 9 exons. Gene Ontology annotation, molecular function: Rab geranylgeranyltransferase activity. Bases 89 to 1084 code for a protein of 331 amino acids. Gene Ontology annotation, biological process: protein geranylgeranylation.
GGCGGGGCCCGAGCGCUCCCCGGGCGGGCGAGGCGAGGCCCCGCCGGCCACCGCCUUCCGCUUCGCAGCUUCCUGUGCGUGCGGAAACAUGGGGACACCGCAAAAGGAUGUUAUCAUAAAACCUGAUGCCCCAAGCACAUUACUUUCAGAAAAACAUGCAGACUAUAUCGCUUCAUAUGGAACAAAGAAAGAUGACUAUGAAUACUGUAUGUCAGAGUAUUUGAGGAUGAGUGGUGUGUACUGGGGACUGACAGCAAUGGAUCUCAUGGGGCAGCUGCACCGAAUGAACAAAGAAGAAAUUUUGUCAUUCAUCAAAUCAUGUCAACAUGAAUGUGGUGGAAUAAGUGCCAGCAUAGGUCAUGAUCCUCAUCUUCUGUAUACGCUCAGUGCUGUCCAGAUUCUUACCUUAUAUGAUAGUCUCCAUGUAGUUGAUGUAAAUAAAAUCAUUGAAUAUAUACAGAGCUUGCAGAAGGAAGAUGGAUCGUUUGCUGGAGACGAAUGGGGAGAAAUAGAUACAAGAUUCUCUUUCUGUGCUGCAGCAACUCUUGCACUUCUGGGAAAGCUGGAUGCUAUUGAUGUGGGAAAAGCAGUAGAAUUUGUUUUGUCCUGUAUGAACUUUGAUGGAGGAUUUGGUUGUAGACCAGGUUCCGAAUCACAUGCAGGACAGAUCUAUUGUUGCACAGGAUUUCUGGCUAUUACAGACCAGUUGCAUCAAGUAAAUGUUGAUUUGCUGGGCUGGUGGCUUUGUGAACGUCAGUUACCUUCCGGAGGUCUCAACGGACGACCAGAGAAGUUACCUGAUGUAUGUUAUUCGUGGUGGGUGCUAGCUUCUUUGAAGAUGAUUGGUAGGAUACAGUGGAUUGACAGAGAGAAACUGCGCUGCUUUAUUUUGGCUUGCCAGGAUGAGGAGACUGGAGGAUUUGCUGAUCGACCUGGAGAUAUGGUGGAUCCAUUUCACACCUUAUUUGGCAUUGCUGGACUAUCUUUAUUAGGAGAAGAACAAAUUAAGGCCGUUAAUCCUGUCUUUUGUAUGCCAGAAGACGUCCUUCGAAGAAUAAAUGUGCAGCCUGAGCUUGUAAGCUAAGCCUUGUAGAGACAAAAGGUUUAUAUGACCAAUUACUUUGUUUUACUUAUCUCAUCUGUGAAACUGUCAGCAUAUUCUUUUGGAUGUGUUUAUGUUCUGGAACUGAAGCAAUAGCUUUGCUGUGGACUUUGUCACUUUAUAAAUUGUAUCAGAACAGGCUGGUUCUCAUAAUCUGAGUGUAACAUGUUCCUUGGUUGUAUUCUAAGAUGUGUAGGAACAUUUCAAUUCUGUAUCUAAAUGUAUGGGCCUUGGCUUUUUUUUUUUUUAUAUCAUAUUCAAAUCAAAGCUUGACUAUGUGAAUGCUUAGCUUUCCUAUCCCUGUAAUAUCAACCAUGCCAGUACUGGUCUUCAUACAGGCCUCUUUCGAUGGUGGAUUGUGCAAAGCUCUUGAAAAAAGACCCAAACCAAAACAACAACAACAAACCCGAACAAACAAAUAAAAAACACAGUAAGAUCCUACCUAAGCCAUGCACUUAAUACCACACACAUAUUUAAUUUUUCCUGUUCAUGUUUGGCAUCAGUUUUCUACACUGAGAAGCAGCUGCUUGUUCUCACAGUAAUUGAUACCAGUGAAGCCAUGAUUAUGGUCCUUUUAAAUAUAUAUGUCUUCAUUUAUUGAUGAGUCCCUUAGACGGAAUUCCGUUAAUGCUUGAAAUACAGCAUACCUUGAGUACGUACAGUGAAUCUUGCUAACAUAAAACAUUCUAGAGAAGGUCUCCGUUGGACAGUGACUCGUAAUUGAACAUAGAGUUGAUUCUAAAUUUGUUGCUGGGCUGAAAUCCUGCUUUUGUAGUUUUCAAGACACUAAUUGUCAAUACUUGAUUAUGAUUGUGGUGUAAUUGAAAAUAAAACUGGCUGUGGAAAAUA